This is a messenger RNA of Pseudopipra pipra, 5621 nucleotides long. Its product is annotated as antigen WC1.1-like. Gene Ontology annotation, molecular function: serine-type endopeptidase activity. Gene Ontology annotation, biological process: zymogen activation. Gene Ontology annotation, cellular component: plasma membrane. The record is from RefSeq and is a predicted model, not a curated record. NCBI's taxonomy places the organism in Eukaryota, Metazoa, Chordata, Aves, Passeriformes, Pipridae.
AUGGGGCCGGUCGGGGCGCUGGGGCUGCUGCUGUGCCUGCAUCUGUGUGGGGGCUCCGGGCAGCUGCAGCUGGUGGGGGGCGGCGGGCGCUGUGCCGGACGCGUGGAGGUGAAUCACGACGGUGAGUGGGGCUCCGUCUGCGUCUUCGACUUCGACUGGGAAGCCCGCUGGGCUCCCGUGGUGUGCCGGCAGCUGGGCUGUGGCCGCGUGGCCUGGUCGUCCCCAUACACCCCGUUCGGGCAGGGCAGUGGCCGGAUCUGGCUCCAGCCCUUCUGCCUCGGUACCGAGGAGGUGCUGGAGGAGUGUCGGAACUUCGGAUGGGGCCAGCAUUACUGCGGCCACGACCGGGACGUGGGGGUGAUCUGCACAGGUGAGGGGGACAGGCUGGCCGUGCCAGGACACACCUCGUGCCGGGGUGUGCCGGGCAGGGCUGAGCUGUGCUGGUGUCCCGGUGCAGAGGCUUUGGAGCUGAGGCUGGUGGGCGGCGGUCCCUGUUCCGGGAGGGUGGAGGUGAAGCUGCGGGGACACUGGGGCUCGGUGGCAGAUAAAAACUGGGACAUGGAGGAUGCCGAGGUGGUGUGCCAGCAGCUGGGCUGUGGCUCGGCUGCCGGCGCCUACGCUGCCCGCGACCGCUUUGGCACAGGGACCGGGCCCAUCAACCUGGCCCUGGUGGACUGCAAGGGGGACGAGGCCACACUCUGGGACUGCGAGAUCCGCGGCUGGGGACCCUACAAUGGUCCCCAUGAUUUCGACACCGCUGUCAUCUGCCAAGGGUUUUCCCGGCUGGUCGGAGGUGACGGAGCCUGUGCUGGGCGGUUGGAGGUGCGGCAGCGCCAGGCCUGGGUUGGCGUCUGCGCGGAGCACGUGGACAUGAAGGUGGCCCAGGUGGUGUGCCGGGAGCUGGGCUGUGGCGCGGCGCUGGCCAUCCCCGGCAGCGGCUGGUUUGGGGCCGGAACGGGGCCGCUGUGGGAGGGGGGGUUCAACUGCACCGGCAGCGAGCCCCUCCUCAGCGCCUGCGCCCGGCGGGUGCCCCACAGCCAGGGCUGUGCUGGCCACGCCACCAUCAUCUGCUCCCCCUACACGGGCUUCCGGCUGGGGAACAGCAGCUCGGGCUGUGCCGGGCGGGUGGAGGUGGCGGUGAGGGGCACGUGGGGGUCCGUCUGCGCCACCGACUGGGACCUGCCCGAUGCCGACGUCCUGUGCCGCCACCUGGGCUGUGGCCACGCCGUCACCGUGCCCCCGGGAGGCUCCUUCGGCAGCGGGGACGGGCCGCUGAGGCCGGACGCCUUCGGCUGCAGUGGGAGCGAGCGGCACCCGGGCGAGUGCCCCGUGGCAGUGCUGGGGGAGCCCCCCUGCACCCCGGGGAACGCCGCCGCCGUCAACUGCUCAGGCAUCGUGAAUUCCCUGCGGCUGGUGGAGGGUGAGAGCCGGUGUGACGGGUGGCUGGAGUUGGCCAUAAGCCCCGGGGUCUGGCGCCGUGUGCCAGGAGAGGUUUUGGCUGAACAGAAUUUCAGUGUGGUGUGUGGGAAGCUGGGCUGUGGUGGGCUAGACAAGAGCCAUGCUGUCGUUGGUACGGUCCCCGUGUGGAACAUGAGCGAUUCAGAGCAGAACAUUACAAUAGAAGUGGUCCACACUCUCUGGAAGAUGGCCAACCAGGAGACGCCUGUCUGGCUGAACGACUUAAUAGUCUGGGACAUGACCACCGGGCCAACCGACAUCCCUCAUGGGGCAGCCAUUGUCUGCUCAGGCAGCCGGCGGGUGAGGCUGGCGGGCGGUGCCGGGCGCUGCGCCGGGCGCGUGGAGGUCUAUGCCGGUGGCACCUGGAGCAGCGUGUGCCAGGAGCGCUGGGACCUGCGGGCCGCCGCCGUUGUGUGCCGGGAGCUGGGCUGUGGCGCGGCACUGGAGGCCCCCGGCUCGGCGCGCUUCGGCCCCGGCGCGGGGACAGCGUGGCCGUACGUGGUUGAGUGCGCCGGGAGCGAGGAGUCUCUCUGGGAAUGCCCACGCUCGGAAGGGCGCGAGUGCGAGCGCGGGGCCGGGGCCGGGGCCGUCUGCUCAGAGCAGCUCUCCCUGCGGCUGGCGGGCGGGCGCGGGCGCUGCAGCGGGUACCUGGAGCUGCUCCACAACGGCACCUGGGGCCGCGUGUGCGCCACCGGCACCAGCCCCCGCACCGCCGCCGCCGUCUGCCGGCAGCUGGGCUGUGGGGACGGGGGGCAGCUGGCACCCGCCCCCGCCCAGCAGCCGGCCCCCGCCUGGCUGGCCUGGGUGGGCUGCGAGGAGGGGGCCCGCUCGCUCUGGGGGUGCCCCUCGGCACCCUGGCACCUGCAUUCCUGCGGCCCCGGAGGGGACGCCCACGUGGUUUGUGUGGAGGACAGUGACAACCCCAGCGAGACAGCCAGCACCCCGUGCCCGGACGGGGCCCCCUGCACAGCUGUCCCCAGCAGCAGCGGCCCUGCGGUGGCCAGGGGGACUGUGCCGGUGCCAAGCGGGCAGGUGGCCAGGGGGACUGUGCCGGUGGCGGUGGUGCUGUGCGUGGUCCUGGGGACGCUGCUGUGCCUGGCCCUGGGCGCCCUGGCCGUGGUGAUGUGCCGUGCCCGCGCUUGGCGCCGAGGCCCCGGCAGAGCCGUGGGUGCCAUUCCCGACGCCAUCUACGAGGAGCUGGACUACAGCGCGAUGCUGGAGUACCAGGAGGUGCCCAGUCGCCCAGGUUCCCCGCGGGAGGGCUCAGUGAAGAAGCUGCUGUGUUACACCGGGGACAGCGUGGAGGGGAGUGACAGCGGGGCAGCCCCUGUCCCAGCCCCUCCUGCCCUGCCUGGGCACAGAACCCUGGAUGGCUACGACGAUGCCACGGCUGGAACCCUGGAUGGCUAUGAUGAUGCCACAGCAGGAACCUCGGAUGGCUACGACGAUGCCACAGCUGGGACCCCGGAUGGCCACGAUGAUGCCAUGGCUGGAACCCUGGAUGGCUACGACGAUGCCAUGGCUGGAACCCUGGAUGGCUACGACGAUGCCAUGGCUGGAACCCUGGAUGGCUACGACGAUGCCACGGCCGUGCCAGAGGAGUCCCCCACUCCCAGCACUGGGGACAUCUCCGAGGGAGUGGCACGGAGGGGCUGGAUCCGUGUCCCACCCACAGUGGUGCAUUCCCCAGCAGUCCCACGGCAGCUCUUGGGCAGUGCAGCUGCCAGAGGUCCCUCUGGACUGUGGGACAGGCAAAAACUCCAAAUAAAAGCACAUAUACAGAUUCUGAGACUGUUACAAAGACAGGCGAUGGGACAUGGAAAUAACGUCUCUGUUUUGGAUCAUGGUGUGCUAGAGCAGGGCUGGCAAGCAGACUUUUCAGCUCGCGUGGUGAUGCCUAAAAAGCCAGCCAUCAGGAUAUGCUGGGAUUGCUCCUGCUCCUCCUCUGCUGCUGGCUCUGACUCGGUGGCACAUAAGAAGGAUGACCUUCAAUGACGUGCCUUUAAUCUAAGAAAGAUGAGUAAAAAAAAAUAAAUUACCGUGGCUGGUUCAGUCCUGUUGCAUGAGGGUAAAGCACUGCUCCCAGGUCUGUAAGGUGUAAAAGAUGUGCUUCUGCAGGAACUCUGAUUAUACAGAGCAGAGAGGGGAAAGACUCUCUGGCUCAGGAUUAUUUCUCGAUGAUGUAGUUGCUUUAAGUAAUGUGCAGGAGGAAGAGAUAGUCCACAGGUGUCCUCAGAGGCAAAAACUGGAAUCAAGUCAAGGAUGCUGCUGGUCUGCUGCCGUUUCUUUCCAAGCUGCUUAAUGGCACUCAUUAGGUUGGCUGGGCUGAUUGUCAAGGGGGAAGUAGAAUUGCCAGAGGGGAUAUUUGUUUCCUCUUUUAGCAAGGGGAAGGAAAAUCCAUGUGGUGGAGGUGAGGUCGAUAUUCGAGGCAUUCCACUGUGAUAAGGAAAAAUGGAUACGACAGUGCAAGCCCCAUGGGUGCUCCCAAAAUCCCUGCAGCUGGAGAGAGGGAGGAGACUCUUGUUUUCUGACCAAAUAACACGAUGGGAUGCAGCUUCCAGUUGCCCGAGUCCAUAAAACGGAGCAUUUGGGAGCUGCGGGGUUUCUAAGAGAAGCAGCUUUGAUAACUUUUCUAACUCACCACGCAGCUCCAUAGCAAAUAACCCAGGAAGAAUUUAAGAUUCUCAUCCCUGACAGUUCUGAGACACAGGUUGGGGAAACAGACUGGGUGUAUGUAUUUAAUCCUGUCUCAGAAACUGUCUCUCUUUUGAGGCCCAGUCAAUUGUAGCCUUCUUUUAUUAUAACUGCUGUUCUCUCCCAAGGGAAUUAGGAGCAUCUCCUUUUUUCUUCAAGAUAACAGCAGAUUUUGCAUUAAAAAAAAAACAAACCAACAAACCACAAACCCCUCCCUACUACCAGAAUUGGACUGUAAAAGAUUUUUUUUGUUUGCUUGCUUUUUUACUCCCACGGUGAAUAAACUGGUUUCCAGAAAAUUUCUCAGCAUGCUUAUUUAAUGCCUCUCACCCAUUUUUUUUGAAAAAAACCCAAAAAAACCAAACCUAAAAUGCCCAUUUUCAGCAAAGAAAAGACAGUUUCUGCAUUUUCUUUUGUGGAUGAAUUGAUCUCUCCAUGUCUCUUUUGUCAGCUAUUACCUCUCUGUUGCUGUAACAUCUGGCACAAGAAAGAAGUGCUCUGAUGAAGAAACUAUUUGUGAAGAAACCAAGGAUCCUAAGAGAAAACUGUCCCUGACAAAAGGGCCUAUAAGAAACUUCAAAUUAUUGGGGGUUGAGAGAGAAGAUUAGAAGCAGAGUGUGGGAAAAGUAAAUAAGUACUGAAAAGAGAGUGAACUCCAGCAUGAAUAGGUUGUAUACAGAUAAAAAGAUCUGGCCAAGUAACAACAACAACAAGCAAUAAGUUGUUAACAGAUGCUUGAACUUCAUAUUGAAACAGCAGAAGUGUUGAUAUAAUUCUGUUGACAUAGCUCUGCUGUGUUGUUGUUGGCAGAAGAAGUUAGUUUAACUUUAGGGGAAGGGUAAAUUGUAGGCUCUCGUUUAUUUUCUCCGGCUAAAAACCUCUGACUUGACUUUUUACCUGUUUUUGUAGUGAAUUUUCAUCAUACCAAGUAAGUAUGAAAUCAUUCAGACUAACAUUUCACAUGUCAAUAAAGCUGUGUGUGUGUAUAUUAGCCCAGCACAUUUCAUUCCUCUAAACCAUGUUUAUUACUUAAGCUCUGCAACAUCAAUUUUGCACUUGGAAAAACAGAGGAGCAGAGAAAACAGAAAGCCAGGGUUGUUUGCAGAGGAAUGUUGUUGUGAAAUAAGCCAGGGAGGAAAUAAAAAACCUCCCCAAAUAGUGGUGAAUGAUCAUUAGAUCUCUUUUGAGGCCUUUUCUAUUUCUAUUUCUAUUCAGUUCAGUCCUUGCUCUGUGACUGGCUGAGAGCGAAGCAAAGGAAGUUGAGAUCCAAACUGGAAGUUGGUGUUCAUCCAGGGAAAUAAUCCAGCAGUUUUGAUCACCAGUCUUGAUAACUAAUGCUAAUUAAUUUCUCAAGAGUGUAUAAAUUUGGUCCUUAUUUUCCUGAGCCGCUGUAUUGCCAGUUCCUCAGCCCAAUAAGACCAUGAAAAUGUAAAUGCUUAGCACAUUAAAGUUUAUUUUCUGCAAACUGA